CCGCCGCCUUUCAAAACACCCAAGCAGGCCUGUCUCGUCUUGUGCAAGUUUGCCUUUCCACUGCACAAUUUCGCAACCCCAGGGAGGCCCUCAAGACACAAGGUAUGGCCCCCUUCCCCCGUCCGCAGCUCCGCAUCCUCCCCUCGCAUCCGACGACAUCAGGACAACGAGCGUGCGCCCUCCUCUUCCUUCUCUUCCCUCUAUUUUUUUCCUUUCCUACGCGAGCCCGCGUCCCACGUUCGCCGUGCCCAGGCUAACGCCACGAUCAGUGCACCCCGCUUGUUUACAUCACCGGAAGAAUCUUGGCUACGACAUCGAGUCGAAUCGCAAAGAUGGCUGAGCAGCAGACUCCCACCUUCAAGCUCGUGCUUGUCGGCGACGGUGGUACCGGCAAGACCACCUUCGUCAAGCGUCACUUGACGGGCGAGUUUGAGAAGAAGUACAUGGCCACCCUCGGUGUCGAGGUCCACCCUCUUGGCUUCACCACCAACUUCGGUCAGAUCCAGUUCGACGUCUGGGACACUGCCGGCCAGGAGAAGUUUGGCGGCCUCCGCGAUGGCUACUACAUCAACGGCCAGUGCGGCAUCAUCAUGUUCGACGUCACCUCCCGCAUCACGUACAAGAACGUCCCCAACUGGCACCGUGACCUCGUCCGCGUUUGCGAGAACAUCCCCAUCGUCCUUUGCGGCAACAAGGUCGAUGUCAAGGAGCGAAAAGUCAAGGCCAAGACCAUCACCUUCCACCGCAAGAAGAACCUCCAGUACUACGACAUAUCGGCCAAGUCCAACUACAACUUCGAGAAGCCCUUCCUGUGGCUCGCCCGCAAGCUCGUUGGCAACCCCCAGCUGGAGUUCGUCGCUGCCCCCGCCCUGGCUCCUCCCACCGCCCAGGUCGACGAGGCUCUCCUCAAGGAGUACGAGAAGGAGAUGGACGCCGCCGCUGCCCAGCCGCUGCCCGAUGAGCAGUCUGACGACGACCUGUAAGGGAUUUGCAACGCGCAGGAGCAGGGGCUUGAGAGAGCAUUGGCCGCUGUGACGGGACCAGUCCGCUUUUGCGGCACAUGGGCGGCAUGAUCAUUGACGAUACAGGAUGAGACUCGUUGGGGUUUAUGAGAGCGUGAACGGAGGGCGGCGGACACUCUACCCGUCGAGCCCUGGCUUGGGGUAGACAUAACGACGUCGCUGCGCCCAAAGAAAAGAGUGAGCAGCAAUCAAAUAGCUAGACUAACCAUUAAACUACCUUCGCCAACGUUGCUCGAGUGCCUCUUGCUGGUGGUAGCGGUGAUGGUGUGUGCGGUGGCGUGACGUUUCUUGUGGCGGCCCUACCCUAGAUCCGGAGCCGUACAGGCUAGUCAUUGUGAUGGCUUCCGAUUCCUUGCUGUCCUGGCUAUCCUCUCGUCCUCACUAUCCUCUCGUCCUCACUAUCCUCUCGGCCUCACUAUCC
This is a messenger RNA of Purpureocillium takamizusanense, 1443 nucleotides long. RefSeq names its product GTP-binding nuclear protein gsp1/Ran (gene GSP1). Gene Ontology annotation, cellular component: nucleus; cytoplasm. Gene Ontology annotation, biological process: protein import into nucleus; ribosomal subunit export from nucleus. Lineage: Eukaryota; Fungi; Ascomycota; Sordariomycetes; Hypocreales; Ophiocordycipitaceae. Gene Ontology annotation, molecular function: GTP binding; GTPase activity. The transcript is spliced from 5 exons. The record is from RefSeq and is a predicted model, not a curated record. The coding region runs from base 333 to 983 and encodes 216 amino acids.